CUCUCUGCACUCAACGCAGAACCUUAACCCCAGCCUACUCUCCCAACAGCCACACUGAAUUCAAGGGCAAGGGCACCCUUUGCUCUCUAAAGCUAUAAAAUCAGGCAGAAUGUAGCGACAAAAAGCAGUGGACGGUGGGGAGAAGGAAAAAAACACCGUUUCCUGUUGCUUUAAUCCCUUCAAUCAGGCUGCCCGGGAGCGUGCUGGCUGCCUGCCCGCCGAGGAGGCCGGCAACGAGGGGCCGCCGAGGACAACCCGGUCACUCGGCUCAGCUUCCCGCAGCACGGCACAGCGCCUGGGCUGAGGGGCGGCGCGUUUGGGGCUGCCCAUCACCCCUCGUAGAGCCGUGGAGUGCAACUUCGAGAAGCUGCAGGGGAAGGGGGGGAGCGAAGGCUACACACCCAGCAGCAGGCCGUCCAUGUCAAAGAUGAGAUAACUUGGUUUUGGUCAUCAGGAUCGCUGGCUACAAGUCAAAACCUCAUCUGCAGAAGCAGACACGAUGGUAGCAAUCUCAUGCUCUCAGGGUGCCACACUGACCUGAAGAUUAAUGCUGCUUUGAGGUUCUCUGCCAAAGCUAUGUUGGAGGAAAGUACUCUCUCAUCCUGUAGUGUUUUCCUUCUCUUUUCCCCUCCACUCUUCUGCUUCAGCUCACGUGACUGGACUUUGCACUCGUUUACUGAUAAUACAGGCACAGCCAUCUUGUAUGAAAACUAGAGGCAGAAACAGAAACAGUUCCGUGCUGCAAGGGUGCUCUCCUUAUGGAUAUUGGGAAGUACAAACCUGUGUUUGGGUGUUUAGUUCCUGUCAGACCAGCAGCUGAGGCUGUACUAAUACCAGCAGAACCACAGUAGCCAAUAGGGGAAGCACUGCAUACAGCUGCCUGGUGGAAACCAUACUUGGUGGGGAAAGAAGUCAAUUAGGGAGGAACAGCAGCAGGAUGGUGAUGGAGUGGUAGUAGAAACAGCAGCACCUGUGCAAGCAGAAUUGGAUGAAUCAAGCAGCCACAUCCAAGAGGAAGAAGAUGGGAGUACUUUUAUUUUUAACAGUUUUCCAGUGUGCCAUAAAUAGUGUCAAUACCUAUGGUGUUUCAAAUCCCAAUGUUGUUUUACUGAUAGCUGAUGAUCUUGGUAUUGGAGACCUGGGAUGUUAUGGGAACAGAACUUUAAGAACACCUAAUAUUGACAGGCUAGCAAAAGAAGGAGUGACACUUACUCAGCAUAUAGCAGCAUCACCACUGUGUACUCCAAGCAGGGCAGCUUUCCUGACAGGGAGAUAUCCUAUCAGAUCAGGAAUGGCAGCUUUUUCACGAGUUGGUGUCUUCUUAUUUUCUGCUUCUUCUGGGGGACUUCCUUCUGAAGAAAUAACAUUUUCCAAACUCUUGAAGCAAAGAGGUUAUGCAACAGCUCUAAUAGGAAAGUGGCAUCUUGGGAUGAACUGUGAAAGCAAUAAUGACUUUUGUCACCACCCCCUCAGUCAUGGAUUUGAUUACUUUUAUGGGCUUACUGUGACCAACCUUAGAGACUGCAAGCCUGGCCACGGAAGCGUGUUUUUAAAAGGUGUUCAGAGGUACCUUGUCAUUUUAAUCCAAAUCCUUGGAGUCACCGUAGUCUCAGUGGCAGUAGUGCAUUAUAUUGGCUUCUUCAAAGUACCCUUCCAAGCACUGGGCCUCUGUCUGUUAAUCAUCUCUAUUUCACUUGCAGUUUUGAUUUUUUUCUUUUAUAAUUUCCGACACCUGAACUGCUUUUUAAUGAGGGACCAUCAGAUAAUCCAGCAGCCAUUGUCCUAUGAGAAUCUUACUCAGAGACUGACAACAGAAGCUGUACGAUUUAUAGAAAGGAACCAUAAUGCACCAUUUCUUCUUGUCCUGUCUUAUCUUCAUGUCCAUACUGCUCUAUAUGCUUCAAAAAUGUUCAGAGGAAAAAGCAGGCAUGGAUUAUAUGGAGAUGCAGUAGAGGAAAUGGACUGGAGUGUAGGACAGAUGCUGGAUGUUCUGGAGAAUUAUAAUCUGAGCAGUAGAUCUCUGGUAUACUUUUCAUCUGACCAAGGGGCUCACAUUGAAGAAAUCUCUAGCUCUGGAGAAGUCCAUGGGGGUUGCAACGGUAUAUAUAAAGGUGGAAAAUCAACUAACUGGGAAGGAGGUAUUCGUGUGCCAGGGCUUCUCCGUUGGCCUGGAGUGAUACAGGCUGGCACUUAUAUUGAUGAUCCAACGAGCAACAUGGAUAUUUUUCCUACCAUUGUCAAACUUGCUGGGGCACAGUUACCCUAUGACAGAAUUAUUGAUGGACAUGAUCUGAUGCCUUUACUUCAAGGAAAAGUUAUCCGAUCGAAGCAUGAAUUUCUUUUCCAUUACUGUAAUGCAUAUUUAAAUGCAGUACGAUGGCAUCCAGGAAACAGUGAAUCUGUCUGGAAGGUCUUUUUCUUCACUCCAAACUUCACUCCUGAGGAUUCCAGUGGUUGCUAUGACUCUCAUGUUUGCUUUUGCUACGGAGGUUUCGUCACGCACCAUGAUCCCCCACUGCUCUUCGAUCUCUCCAGAGACCCUGAAGAGAAAGUCCCACUGACCCCAGAAACAGAGAGCCGGUUCUAUGAAAUUCUCAGUGUCAUGCAGCUAGCAGUAGAUAACCACACCAGAUCUCUGCAAGCUGUCUCUGACCAGCUGUCCUGGAACAACCUUGUCUGGAAGCCUUGGCUGCAGCUUUGUUGCUCAUCCUUCUCUCAGUUUUGCUACUGUGACUAUGACUCAGAAAACAGCCUGCCAGAAGUGUAUUCUGGAUAAACAAACUGCAACUUUGUUGUUUUCCUUCUCAGAACAAGGAGAAUAUCUAGGUAGCCUUAGAAGUCUUUGUUAUAUAGGAUAUACAGUCUUUAGUACAAUAUUACAAUAGAAUUUCAAAAAUUAUGCCAUAAGAAGGAGCAUAAAAAAACAGCUUAUCUGACUUAAUAAUACAAUAAAUGGUAGAAAAAAGGUUUUGCUGCCCAUAUCCAUAAAAGUAUGCCUUUUCUAGAGGAGAUCAUUUUUCACAUUGUCAGCUUCAACAUUGUUCUUACACAAUGAGGAAUUUACUUACUGUUUCUGCCUGUUAUAGCCACUAAAUGCACACACAGCAGUCCUUGUCAGUAUUAUCCAUGGCUAUUAGGACAUUCUACCAAAAAUUAACAAAUAGAGAAUAUAACGGAGGAAAAGUUCUUCUAACUAUAGUUUGAUGACUGAUAGACAAGAAAAGAACAGAUUCUACAAGCAUCAGUGAUAUCAGAUAGAAUCAUAGAACCAUAGAAUUGCUCAGGUUGGAAAAGGCCUUAAAGAUCAUUGACACAGCCUAACCACACUACCCUAACUAACAACCCCCCACUAAAU
Messenger RNA from Coturnix japonica (Japanese quail), 3355 nucleotides. Lineage: Eukaryota; Metazoa; Chordata; Aves; Galliformes; Phasianidae. The record is from RefSeq and is a predicted model, not a curated record.